Molecule: messenger RNA, 2088 nt
Organism: Heterocephalus glaber (naked mole-rat)
Lineage: Eukaryota; Metazoa; Chordata; Mammalia; Rodentia; Bathyergidae
Gene: Cabyr
Product: calcium binding tyrosine phosphorylation regulated
Biological process (GO): sperm capacitation
Cellular component (GO): sperm fibrous sheath; cytoplasm
Molecular function (GO): calcium ion binding
Source: RefSeq, a predicted model, not a curated record
GGAGCGCGCGCCCAGAGUGGGUAUUUUUAAAUGAGGCAUCAUUUUGUUAAUUUGGUAAAAGUGAGCUUAAGUGGCUUCUUGACUUGUCACCUGUUACCGACGGUAUGACUUGGUGGGGACAGAUGGUCCCUGAUCCUUCGUAUUAGAAACAAAGUUUCAGGUUUAAUACCCAACUCAUUCCACAAGCGAGUUUCUCAAGAAAAAGUGCCAAGUGUUGUGUGCGCUGUGGCAGAAAAUUUUCAGGAGGCAGCCUAAGGGUAAUUUAAGGGCAAGGAGUGUGUGGAACGGACAGAUAGUGACAGAACUGCCACCGAUUUAUUGCUCUUUCCUUCCAAACCAGCUCUUCAACUGGACCGACCAAAGGUAAGAAAUGUCACUUUCCCUCAGUGCACAAAGGACUUCCCUCACGCCCUUCCAGUUCUGGCCAUUGUUCCGUCCGUCUUCCCUAUUGGCUGGAGUUCUGUGACCCCGCCUCCUCACAUGGCGGCCCGUGAGGGGCGGAGCUUUCUGACGCACACCGUGGCGUUCCCAGGGCUAUAAAAGGCCCCACCAGCUCACGGACUUCCAGGAGGCGCUGGUGAGGGGUCCGCGAGGAGUAUCUGUAAAUCCUAGCCGGAAAGAAGGUGCGGCGAGUCUGGAGAAAAGGUCCGCCUGGCGCUCUGGAGUCAAGCCCUUGGCGUGUUUCGUGCGGUGGACGAGGCGGACCAAGUCUCAAGCGUCGGGGAGGCGGAGGUUGCCGGGGUGAGAUUACAGACAUCCUGCCAAAAUGAUUUCUUCAAAAUCCAGACUUGUCAUACCCAAUGGCCUCAAGACUCUGCUUGAGGGAGUUAGCAGAGCUAUUCUCAAAACCAAUCCAUCAAACAUCACCCAGUUUGCAGCAGUUUAUUUUAAAGAACUUGCAGUGUUUAGAGAAGGGAAUGCUUCUCUGGAUAUAAAAGAUCUGGUUAAACAAUUCCAUCAGAUUAAAGUACAGAAAUGGUCAGAAGGAAUGAUACUGGAGAAGAAACUAGUACGUAUAAAGGAAUCCGAAGGAACAUCUAAGGUCUUCCAAGAAUCUACACAGAUGGAAAAAUGCACAGACACGGAGGAGGACAAUAUUGCUGGGCCACAAUUCAUCAACAAAAGCACCCAGUUUCCGUUAGACCGUGCUGAGCACCGACAGCCUGAGGAGAAGGCUGAAGCAGCUCAUGGUCCUUCUUCCAAACCGGCCACCCCCAAGGCCACCAGCCCAGCCCCAUCGCCAUCUCCAGCACCCGUCUCGGCAGAGUUCGCUUAUGUUCCUGCUGACCUGGCUCAGCUUGCCGCUCAGAUGCUAGCAAUAGCAACAAGCGAAGCAAGACAACCACCACCAUAUUCUAAUAACACGUGGACUCUUUAUUGUCUAACUGAUAAGAAUCAACAAAGCUGCCCAUCACCGCCACCUGCACCUGGGCCUUUCGCCCAAGCAACCCUCUAUUUAUCUAAUUCUAAGGAUCCACAGUUUCUGCAGAAUUCACCAAAAAUUACUUCUCCUUACGUGAUGACAGAUGACAGCAAGACCAGUCGCCCACCUUUUGUUUUAGUGGGCUCAAAUGUUCAGGAAGCACAGGAUUGGAAAUCUCUUCCUGGACACACUGUUGUCUCACAGUCAGAUGGUGUGAAGAGAUACGCUAUCGUACAUGUACCUAUUGCUGUUGCUGCAGACCAGAAAUUCCAGAAACACACCCGGAGUCCCCAGAAUGCUAGUCCUCCCACAAGUGGACACGAUGGCCCCAGGCCACAAAGCCCAGUUUUUCUUUCUGUUGCUUUCCCAGUAGAAGACGUAGCUAAAAAAGGUUCAGAAUCUGGUGACAAACAUACUCCUUUUGGAAGUUACGGUAUUGCUGGAGAGAUUACUGUGACCAGUGCCCAUGUUCGCAGAGCAGAACCUUAAAUCUGAUGGUGAAAAUGACGCCGAGUCAUCGGUCAAGGUGCAGCCGGCCACCAAGCAUAAUAUAUCACUAAACUUCCCGCAAGCAUUAAACCCUGUGUAUGUGCUUAUUUUACUGAACACAAAUGUCUUAAAAUAUUUUCCAGAUUUGUGAAGAGCAGAUCUAGGUACAAGUUAUC